This is a messenger RNA of Osmia bicornis bicornis, 570 nucleotides long. Its product is annotated as ras-related protein RabJ-like. Gene Ontology annotation, molecular function: GTPase activity; GTP binding. NCBI's taxonomy places the organism in Eukaryota, Metazoa, Arthropoda, Insecta, Hymenoptera, Megachilidae. The record is from RefSeq and is a predicted model, not a curated record.
AUGAAAACUGUGGAGGAAAAGGUAGUAGCGUUGGGAUCGCAGGGGUUUGGAACAACAAGUAUGAUUAUCCGUUAUGUUGGGAAGGCGUUUAACUUCCAUGCACCUACGAUAGGUGCAUCAUUCUUUACAUGUAAAUUAAAUGUGGACAAUGCGAAAAUAAUGUUACAGGUGUGGGACACCGCGGGACAAGAAAGAUUCAGAUCAAUGGCACCGAUGUACUAUCGAAACGCUAACGCGGCUAUGCUAGUGUUUGAUUUAUCUCAAUAUAACACGUUUGCAGCAAUGAAAGGAUGGGUAGCCGAACUUCGUAGAAACGUUGAAGAAGCUACGGUGUUGGUUGUAAUAGGAAAUAAAUCGGAUUUGAUAAAAGAACGACAAGUCGAUGCCGAAGAGGGUAGUUACCACGAGACAUCGGUGCUUCAAAACGAAGGGAUGGAAAACGUAUUUUUAGAUAUCGGUAUGAGUCUUCUCAGAAAGACUCGUAUGUCUGUAUGCCUGUUUUUUGGAGCAUUCGUAACCUGCGGAUUUUCUGUUACAUUUAAUUUGGAGCGGUUCCUUGGAAUGUACUGA